Molecule: messenger RNA, 3189 nt
Organism: Liolophura sinensis
Lineage: Eukaryota; Metazoa; Mollusca; Polyplacophora; Chitonida; Chitonidae
Product: zinc finger C2HC domain-containing protein 1A-like
Exons: 8
Coding region: 1288-2067 (259 amino acids)
Source: RefSeq, a predicted model, not a curated record
AGACCUGUGCAGUAUACACCAUCCUUCUGUUGGCCUGUGACCCAAUCCUGGAAUGCUGGGAGCUAUCUGGGCUGCGGCCAUCAUCAAUGUGUAGCCAACCCUCCUCUUACUUUGAGGAGAGGGAGAUUUUACCCGGGCACUGACAGAUGGCAACAUGAUUGUCAUGAACCUGAAGGACAAGACUUUUAUGACAGACUUACCUCGGAUUUGUUGUACAUAGUUCUUCACGGAUAUCGUCUGUAUAUAAUAAGUGUACAUAUAUAAUUUUACCUUCCUCCAUGGUGAUCUGGCUGAUCUUUCCUAACAUUGGCAGCUAAAGAACCUGGCCUUCGAAAUCCUUCUGAAUCUGGUUGAUCCAUCCCUCAACUCUCUUCUUACAACUAUGGGCAAGAAAAUAGAUUUAGAAGUGAACUUUUUUGAUGUCCUGGGAGUUAAGCCAUCCUCUACAGAUGAGGAGGUCAAAAAGGCAUAUAAGGGCUCUGGCCAAACAAUGGCACCCUGACAAGAACCGAGUAUGAAGGUGCGGAAGACAAGUUCAAAGUCAUAUCUGCUGCCUAUGGACACUCUAAAAAGUUCAGAUUUGAGAUCAAUUUACAGACGAGAAAGGGAAAACGCUCAAGCUGAUGCAGCCAGAGAGAAACGCUGGAAAGAAAGAGAAGCCAAAUGCUUUGAAAAGCGGUACAAUGACAACAGUAAUUCCAGGUUCAAGACAAGUUUCUUUUUCAAGACAGGGGGUGAUCCAUUCGGUGAAAGAAGUCAAGAGGCUUAUGGCUCAGUAGCUCUGACUCCUGGAGGUAUGGGGGGAAGGGAGGGCAGCCCUUUCUCAGGGCCUUACCAGAAGAAGAAGUCCAAGCCCGAAAGCCCUGGUCUCAAGAAUGGAAUGAACCCAGUGAGGAUGACGAUUUCAAACCUUCGGAUUUGGAUUUAACAGCAGGCCUAACUUUUCUUCAGCAUUCACAUCUUUUGUGGAUGAUCUGUUUGAUUUCAACUCUUUCUUCAAUGGGAAUGAUCCUUUUGAAAGCUUUUUCAAGAAAUAUGAGACCAUAUUCAAACCUUAUUCAGAGAAGAAACAACCUAAGACUGAAUUCACAUAUUACACUCACUUUGAUGAUGGCUCCAGCUCAGCAAGUUCCAGACUCAGGACAAGGAGAACAGGACACAGAAUGGUAAACACAGGAAGGACGCAGCACCAGGAUUUUCAUUUGAUAAUUACUCUGAUGACGAAGAAGAAAAGUUCCGGUUUGAGUGUGUCUGCUGUGAGACAAGAAGUUCAGUGCACAUGAAGAUAUGGUACGACAUGAGAUAGUUUGCAAAGAUGUGAAUGGAAAAGCCAAUGGUACAACAAGGAUGAAUAAACCUCCAUAUGUAGCCAAACCAACCGGGGACUGGAGGACAACACAUGAGAACUUAGUGAAGAACAUUCGUAACUUACGUCGAUCCUCAUCUAGGUCCAGGAUUGAAGAUGAGGAUGAAGAGGAGGAUAUACAGAUGCCGCCCGAAUCUAAUUAUAUCAAGUGCCAUAUAUGUGGGCGAACGUUUAACAAGCCAGCCAUGGAGCGUCACACCAUCUAUUGUCAGAUGAGGUAUCAAGCUAACUGUGGAGAGCCAGAUGAGAACAUGUUUUUCUCCAGAGAGUCCUAUCCGAAGACAAUGCCAAACAGUUACUCCAGCAGCAGUGGCAUCCCUCCAAGUGGUCGUUCUUCUCAGCAGAGUCAUCCAGGCAGUGAAAGCCCCAGAAUGUCCAGGUCUACAGCCCCAGGGAAAUAUUCCAGUAAAACGUGUUUCCCAGAUCUACGCACCAGGAGAACCAUGGAUGAGCCAUUUGUCUUCACGUCAACUGGUUUGCAUUCUCACAGGUCCACAAGUAGAAAUCCUUCACCCAGCCCACGCAUGUAUGAAUUCCACUUUGCUUCCAAAGGCUCUGAUAAUUUCGGUUUGUCUGGCAAACGGAUGCCAUUUACGGAAGACCGAGGACAUCUUACGAGGAAUCAGUGCCCUAACUGCUGCAGUGUGUAUGCUAAAAAUGCCAGAUAUUGUAUAAGUUGUGGUUUCAAGAGAUCCGGAUGAUUGGUGCAUAAAAGACGAGGCAGAGUUUUCAGGGGACAUGAGGUCAAAGGUUUGAAUGUCAUGGGACAAAAGGUCAGGGGUCAGAGCAGACACUCGCAGGACAGGGAUCAAGAGACUUAAGUGUGCGAGUGGGAUCAACAGUUAGGUGUGUCCAGGUGUAAUAAAUUCUUUGUGAUAGAGUUUCUGGUAUACUCUGUGAGUGUUUUAUAUGAAGGCAACUUUUUUAAAUAUAACUAGGGAACUGUGUUCCGUCCAUUGUUUUUGAUUGUUAAUUUAUACCACAGUUUGUCCUGUUUCAUUUGUGUUGUACCAUUAAACAUCUGGUCUCUGUUUCUCAUAGUUCUGUUUUAGCCUAAGAUAGUCUUAACUUCAAAGAUGACUAUGUAUGUUAUCCUAGUAAAAUGCUCUCAGUGCUAAGAUGACCUUGUGAAACGGUCCAGUGCUGUAUGAUUUUUGCAUUAGUUUGUUAUGUUUGGUACUAUUGGUCACAUGGUAAUUCAAGUAGAACAAAGCCAUCGUUCCAAAACUUGGGAAAAAGUUCUUGAGCAUGGAUUCUUGAAAAUGAUAUACAAAUCCAGUGUAACAUCUAGGGUUCAUUUUUUGGCACAGUGGUGUCAUUAGCAUAAAGAUGUUGAUUCGGAAGUGGUAAUGUGCAUUUUUUAUUCGAGGUUUACAUGGUUUAUUGCCACUAAUUCUUAUUAAAGGCAUCAUUUCCUCAGGAAAACGAGAUGAAGUUCGAAAGGCAAUGUGCUUUGUGCCAUAUAAUGUAUUUUACAUUACCAGAAGGUUGCAAACGUGCCAAGUCAAAGACUCUUCCAAAAACAUUUUCAAUUAUUUGGCUAUCUGGAUAGUAAAUGAAGAUACUGUCUACAGUGCGUAAUUUAUACAUCCAGUUUCCACAGUUCUUGCUUUGAUAUGAUGACCACUGCUGGUCAAAAACAUUGUGUAUUGUAGGCUAUAGCAGCAGUUGGGGUUGUUUCUCCUAAAUUCACAUUUCUUUGUGUGUAGCACUGUUGACAUUGAUUUCUUGACAGUACAAGAGUGCCAAGUAAAGAAUUGCCAAACGUUAAUCAGUGCAACAGCUGAUAUCUGUGAAGAUACAUUAAAGAAAGAUCUGAGUGA